Messenger RNA from Lymnaea stagnalis (great pond snail), 21504 nucleotides. The record is from the annotation of a GenBank genome assembly. NCBI's taxonomy places the organism in Eukaryota, Metazoa, Mollusca, Gastropoda, Lymnaeidae.
GUAAGCAUGGACAUUUUCGUACUUAAAUGACAACAACAACAACGUUUGAUGCAAUACGAAACUUUGGAGCGGUACUUUCGUACACUGUACGAGGUCACUAGAUUAUAUAUCAAUAUCAUCAUUAGUUGGGCUACCUAAAGUUAAAGAUUUGAAGAAAAAAAUACCUGCUGACCUUUAAAGAAUAAACUAGUAAUUCACACAAUACCAACCCUUCUGCCCUCCAAUUAUUAUUCUAAAGUUAAUUUAAAAAAGACAGGACGUAAAGACGUAGGCUGUUGCGUAAUGAUGGAGAAUUAAUUGGGAAAUGUGAUUUGGUAAACAAUAACACCAAAAAAUUACAUUGAAAGUACUGACAACAAUUGACUCGUGUGGCACAAUUGAACUGGCUAGCCGAUUUUCCACAUUUCUGUCAAAGCAGUCUAUGAGUUUGGCUUCACCUCGAUGAGCCAUUUUGCUUCAUUUCUUACUAAUACUAUACUAUAACUAUAAUUGAACCAAGCCCAAGCAGCUCAUGAAGUGCCUCUUCUCUAUUACUAAGUAAAGAGAACCGUAAUAGUAUUAGAUAUUAACUGCUAGUAAAGCUCUAGAAUUAAUUCAAAUACAGAAGUAUGAUUAUGAUAAAACAAAUAUUAAUUUUGAAUCUCCGGCAUCUGAGUACGAAAAAUGUCGACAACCACAUGUUGAAAGUUGGUGUAUCAAAUGUAUUGUCAGGGGUGUCAAGAAAAGGGGCAUUGCCCUGAACUAAAUCAUCUUCAUCAGUGACUCUACAGUCUACAGCCCAUGUAUUUUACUCCACCACAUUCUUCCAUUCAGAUCAAUCCAUGGCUUUCCACAUCCAUGUGCGAACCCCAAGCUGGUGUAAGUUCUUCUCUACAUCUUUGAUCCAUGUCAGCCCUGAACUAAAGGUGGAACUCAUUUACUGCAAGAACCAGAUGGUUAUUCAUACAAUUUUGAUAAAACUACUGAACUUGAACUGUUUACUGAUACCAUUACCAGUAGCAAUAGUACUAAUGUCAUCCACUUUCAAACAACUGAAACUUUAUAAGCAUCUGUUUAUAACAAGUCUCUGUUACCUAAACCAUGGUGAGAAGUGGACUUAACAGCAGAUAAUUUUUGAUUCAACAAAGUCACAUCUACAGUAACUCAAAGACAUAUUAUCUUAUCCUCAUUAACAGAUGACAUUUCAUAUUGGAUAUUAUAUCACUGUGCAAAGGAACACUUCUGGACUUAAAGAAAUCACUAAGUUUUUUGAAAUUUCAAGUGUGUAAUCAGAAAGGAUUACAAAAUUCAUAACCAUUCAAAUCACCAUGGGCCCACCCAAAGCUGGCUGUUAGACUAAAUAAUCAAAUGUGUUGCAAAUAGGGCCUCUAGAUAUUAUAAAAUCAAAAGUAGUCAAUACUGAAUAUAUUCGGUUGUCAACGAGAGAGCCAAAAAUAGAGCCCUAUUACUUAGAACCAGUUAAACCGAUUCAGGGGAUUAUCAACUAUGACUAACUGGUAUAGAUGUUUAUAGACAAUUGAUAACAUAGCAGUUAGAUUCAAAGUCAGGUGGAUAUAUUAAUAUUAAAACAUCUAAUUGAUGGACCAUGGGCUAUAUGGGGAACAGACUAUGAUCAUGUCUGGAUGAGCAUCUUUAGAGAUUAUACAACCUGUCAUCCUGAUAAUGAUUUUGAUUCUUUACUGGCAUCAAGAUCUUUUAUUUUAAAACCAUUGCAAAGAUUGAUGUGAAUAUUAUUAGGUUGUAUUUGUUGUAAUUUUGCUCUGAUUUUUUUAUCCUGUGGCAUGUUUUACAUGAAAGCGGGCUAUAUUUUAUAUUUCAACCAAUUUUUAUAAACCUUUGGAUAUUUUAUAGUUUAUACAAUUUAUUAUCAGUAUCAGUCUAACAGUACUAGUACCGGUAGUAAUAUUUGAAAAUUGAUAAAUUAUCAACUGGUACUGGUGAGGUUUUGCAGAUUUUCAAUAAUAUUUACUCGCAAUUUUGAAUUUUAAAAUAAAUUAUUCAAUGAAAAUUUUUUUUAAUAUAAUAUUUCUUAGUAACAAGUCUUAAAACAUUUAUGAAAACUAUAUUAUAAAUGAUAGGGAACACUUCAGGUCUAUUAUUUAUAUUAAUGUAUUCUGUCCGUUCCCUAAGACACGCACUAAAACAUGUGAAUGAUCUUUCUGCGCCCCUAAAUAAUGGAAUUCUUUCCCACUAAACAUCCGCAAUAUACACCACCCAGGCCUUCAAAACUGCACUCAAAACACAUCUCUUUAAACUCUACUUCCCCGACUGAUUAAACGAUGCUGCUAGCUGCCGCCCAUGGCGUGACAUGUAAAGGUCCUGAGGUGGGUGUUGUGAAUAUACUUUUGUUUUCUUGAUAUACAGCUGUUUAGUAUUAAAUAAAUGUAUGCUAUUCCAAUGCAAUAGGUAUUUUAAUGUCAUGAUUAUGUUUGCUACAAAAAUUAUUUACAGUGCAGGGAGCCCAGCCCUAGUCUGGGGUACCGCGCUAUAUAAGACCACUAAUAAUAAUAAUAAAGAUCCGAAAUAUGAGAAUAUGGUUUAAUUGUGUACCUAUUUAAAAUUUACUGAAAAUUUUUGCGCCGGUUCAUAAUGUGGUAAAAUGUGCGUUUAUGUCAUUUUUUUAAAAUCAAGCUUGAAGAAAAUUUGAAGAUUUAUUAUUUACUGGUAAUGAAUAUGCUGUCUGAGUAAAAAUUAUUUUGUUAAAUUGGUUGACAAAUUUUUAAAAUAAAAGUAAAGUAAUUUGAUAUUUGGCACUUAUUUCUUUCAAAUCUAUUUUUGUCUGUGCUAUGGUCAACAAAUGUUGUUUUUUUUAAUAGUCAAAAUGGACUAGUCAAAAUUGACAUCAGUCAUUUUAUUGAAUAGUACAUUCGAUUUCCUUUCCAUUGGCUUCUAUCUACUAUAUUAAUCUCAAGAUUUAGAUUUAAGUUAAACAGUGAACUUUUUUUAUGUUCUGAAAGUGCAUCGUAAAACUGUGGAAACACUCUCGGGAGCCAAAGAGUUAAUAGUAUCAACUAGACUUUACAAAUGAAACAAGACUGUCAAGUAUGUUUUUUCAAAUUUUCCAAUCAAACGACUAAUAGCUUGUGUGUGUUGCCUUGUUUAUUAUAAGUUAAAGCAUUCUAUGAUUGAAUGCUAAAAUCUGAGAAAAUCACCAGCAAUCGGUUAGAACUCAUCUUACCAACUAUUACUACUAUUAGUUAUGUUCUGAUUCCAUGGAUACAAGGCUGAUAGUAUGUAAGAUUAAAUGUAUAGCAUACCAAAUCAACAGAGCUAGCAUUACAAAAAGAUGAAUUGACUUUCCAGACAACAGAUCUUUUUUUAUCCCUGUUGUACAUUCUUUAAAAUAUGACAUUUGGAUGAAUAGACUAACAGCAUACUCGGAAAGACUAAAAAAGGUGUGUGUGUUGGGGAAGGGUCAAAUUUCAUUAUAAAACUAUAACAAACUAUGGAGCACUAUUAAUGACUGGCCGCAACAGUUAGUUGUUGCUUUUGGUCAGAUGUCUUUGUUAAUCUGUACCGGUAUAUUGUUCAUCCCCAACAACUUGUUUGCUAAAAAAACACAGUGACCAUCAUUAAAGCAGUGAAUAAGUUUUAUUGCAGCCAUCCAGCUAAUCUCAAAGUCAAAGCAAAGAAAUAGCAUGGCAAUAUGAAUACAGACCAUGAAGUUUCUGCCAAGAGAUUAAAAGCCUGAUCAUGAAAAACUUUAAUGAAUUAAGCCCAUUAAUCUAUCACAUUAAGAAUAAUUGACCGCUGAAAACAUUAGAUACCUAAAAUCUUGCUUAAUAAUUAUCCUUCUUUUAAAAAAAAUGUAAGUAUAGGUUGAUCCAGUUAACCAGCUUAUUAUAUAAUUAAUAAAAGUAUAAAGUCUCAUUUGUAUUUUGAAAAAAAUUUGCACUAUAUAUGCAACUUUAAUAUUUGAUUAUGUAAAAUUCUUCCAUAGAGGGUGUGGAAACUUAUAGUCUGGGAAUGCUCAUGGGGUUUGACAGAGGGGCGCUCAGGCUCAGUUUAUUGUCCCAAGGGGGCAUUGACCUGAAAAAGGUUUAAAACACUUGUGUAGAUAUUAUUAUAGGUCGCUAAAGAACUGCAUGUGGCUAGCUAUUUGCCAAACACCGCUUUAGGCUUUAGUAUCUGAUUAUAAAAAUAAGCCAACAGCACUACUUUCCAGGGUAAAGAACUGACUAUUGUCUAUUGAUGAGGCCAUGAUUAAUUUUGAACAAUAUUAAAUCUAUGCUAAGCCAACUUCCUGGAGAAUUAAAGUGAAGUGCAUAUGUGUUUUAGAUUCUUCCCAACGUAAGGGCAUGACACAGUAAGGCACCAUGUAAUCUUUGAAGUGGGUAGACCUUAUUCAAUCAAAGAAUUGACACAAAAUUCAUUUUCAACAAAAAAAAAAAAAAGAAAGGAUUUUUUAUUUAUCUUUGUAACAGUGAUAAAAGUAUGCUUAUGUCCAAUAAUAAAAGUAGGCCUAUGUCAUUUUUCUCCGUAUUUGGGUAUUUUACUUUCCUGUUGAUAGUUCCGUUUUAUUUUUUGUUAAUUAUUUAGUAAAAAACGUAUUAAAAGGGGUUAAAAAUAUUAAAUUCCUCACACUCAUAAUUUUACUAAUUCUAGUCUAAAGGCAAGUCAGCCCCUUAAGAGUUGAUAGUGAACAAAUAAGCAAAGGAAUUAUAUUGAUCAGUCAUGUGCCUAAAAUUGUUUCAAUCUUGAUAAUGAUAUUAUUUAUAAUUGGCAUAUAAUAUCAUGCUAGUAAUGUUGAAUACAUGACAUAAUAGCAUCACCUUGUCUUAUUUAGUUGCGGUAGCUUAUUUUAACAUGCCUGGUAAUUCAAUAAAGAACAAAAUCACAUGUCAUGAUGAUUGAUAUGAUGUGUGUCUUUUUAUGGCAUAUUUGUAUGUUGAAAAUUUUUCUAAUUGGGUGUUGUAGCUUAAUUUGCAAUAGUUGCUUUGGGAAGUGUCUUAACUUCUGGAUCCCUUGUCAGUAUUCAUUAUAUAUUUUCACUACUUUACAUUAACAUUAAAUUAAGAGGUGGGGGGGGGGGGGGGGGUUUUUUUUUUUUUUCUCCUUUUUUUAAUAUAGCAGAGUAUGUCUCACAGUAGUGAAGUAUUGUAUAGAAAAUAUUAAUACCGGUACAUUUAAUCUUAAUCUUCCUAAUGCGUGUAGUCUUUUUCGGUAAUUAAAAAACCCCCGGCGUUAAUGAAUUGAUUACCGGGAAUAACCAAAACAUUCAUAAUUAAUAAAUAGAUAAAAGAUGUUCCUUGUAAGUAUCACACGCAUACUUCAUUUGUUGUGCUGUGAAAGGAAGACUGACAGGUUAUUAUAAAAAUUGUCAAUUCCUAAUAAUAAAAAAUAAGCAAAAUAUUUAACAUGCUUGCUGUUAAGUAUCAGAAUGCAAACAAGAAUAAGAGUACAUCUGAUUUUCAAAUUUAAAAAAAACAAACUUUUUGACCUUUUGGAUGAGGCACCUUUUUUUUUUUUAAAGUUAUAAUUUUAAAAAAAAUUUAAUGUAACAACAAAACCAAAAGUAUUUUCUUAAAUGCAAAGACUUACCAGGUAUCAAUAUCACUUCAGUAUGUAGUGCAGCAUUUAUGUAUUGAUAUGUGUGCCCUUUAAAUUAAUUCAAAUAUUUUUCUCUUUUUUUUCUUCUCUUCUCACUAUAGCAGCUCCAAGAAUAAGAUCCAUUUUCUGCCUGUUUAUUAUUAUAAAUAAUUCCUUUUAUAAUCAUUAAGAUGCCGUUGGAUACAUUCAUCUGUGGUUCAUGUCAGGACACAUUUACAGACCUCAACGAUUUCAUGUUUCACAAACAAAAGAACUGCAUAUCAGGCCCUGCAGUUCCUGAAAACCAAACUAUGGGAAUCCAGUCAGGAGCAGAGAUAAUCCAGGUGCACUUGAAUGAGUCAGGGGAGAUAACCAGUAUGACAUCUGAAUCCAUGAGAGAAAGAGGUAUACACUACACACAUUCACAAUCACACAUCAUCCUCUACCUCAACUCUUCCUACCUCAUUUCAAGUAGGUAACUCCGACAUACGGUUUACACCCUCUGCUAGGAAUCUUGGUUAUAUUCUUUCUAACAACAUGUCUCUCGAUAAACACAUAUCUCACAUUUGUCGUUCAGCAUACACCACUAUCCGUCAGAUCAGCCCCAUACGCCACUACCUCACAGUUAGCGCUACAAAAACUCUAGUCUGUGCUCUUGUUCUCUCUUGUCUUGACUAUUGCAACUCUCUUCUGUCAGGUUCACCAAAACACUGCAUAGAAAAACUGCAGAAAGUUCAAAACUCAGAUGCUAGGCUAGUUUUAAAGGCAAAAAAAACGUGAUCACGUCACUCCACUACUCCAUUCCCUUCAUUGGCUACCUAUACAGGCACGCAUUGACUACAAGUUGUCUGUUCUCUGUCACAACUUUUUCUUGAAUUCCUGCCCUUCCUAUCUAACCGAACUUCUUUCUGUCUAUUCACCCCUUCGACAGCUUCGCUCCUCUGCAGACACGCGUAUUCUGUCCGUUCCCAAGACACACAUUAAAACAUAUGGUGAACAAUCUUUCUCUUUCUGCGCCCCCAAACAAUGGAAUUCUUUGCCAUUACACAUACGCAAUAUACCAACCACUCAGGCCUUCAAAACUGCACUCAAAACACAUCUUUUUAAAUUAUACUACCCUGACUGAUUCCCCUCCUCUGACCGAUAAACGAUCUUGCUGGCUGCCGUCCAUGGUUUGCCUUGUAAAAGUUAUUUGUUGGGGUGGGUGAAUAUACAUUUUUUUUUUUUUGCUGUUCUUUAUUUCAUAAAUGUAUUUUAUUUUAAUGUCAUGAUUAUGUCUCUUUUGAUAAAAUUUUUAUGUACAUCGCGGUGAGCCCAGCUAGGGCUGGCGUACUGCGCUAUAUAAGACCCCUUAUUAUUAUUAUUAUUAUUUUAAAACAUGAGUCAUAAUUUAAAUCCACCCAAAGUUUAUCUAUCUAAUCCCACUCUUUGAGACUCAUCUAUGGAGAGGUGAAGCUAGUUUUGCCCCCGGGGACAAGAUUCAUUUUAAGCACCCCCCACAUCCUAAUAACCAACUUUCAAACCCAUUAUAUUCAUCAAUAGAAUACCAUCAAAGCCCAUGUUUGCACUCUUUCAAAUUGGUCCUUGGAGGCAUCCAUCCCCUUCUGCCACACCCUACUCUUAGCAACAACACGUUAUCUAUUCUCCACCAUCAUAAUAUUGCCUUUUAAUAGCAAUUAAACCGCAUACCCAAUCACUUUAUAGCCUAAAUUGGUAGAUCCAAACAAUUGACACUGGAACACUAAAAAAAAUCUAUUAAGUGUUCAUAUGGCUUGCACAUACCCCAUCACAACUGAUCCCCAAACAAAAGGUUGGUGGAAGUCGAUGAGAAAAGUUUGAGGUUUUGGAUGUCACUCCUAUUGUAAAAGAAACAAAACAAACUGAUCCCAUUUAUUAUUUAUAUAUAAAUUGUGUGUUCUUGUUUCCCAUCUAACUGAAAUUCUGGUUAAUUUAUUUUGUUGGGGCUACAUUUAUGUUUUCUACCAUACUGUCCCACAGAAAAUAAAAUGCAUGCUGGUACACCUCUGGCUUUCCUCAAUGAUGUUAACAUGGAAUCAGAAUUGGCCAGGUCCGAUUUGGAUGAUGGUUCAAUGGGAGACAACCCUACCACACACCUCAUCAUUCUCAACAGGUAUUAAACUUAAAGAAUUAAAGAACUGCUCUCCAUUCCAUCGUCUCCCCUGUACACAAUCUGUGGCGUAGUGUGAGCUGAUUGUUAAUUUAAGCCAGGUUUGAUGGGGCCAUUCUUAGUUUUGUGGUAAAACAUGUUAGGCCAUUUGUUUGAUUUAUAUUUCUUUCUUUGAAUAUCUGGAUUAGAUUCUGUUUAUUUUGGCACUUGCCAUAAUGAUAGUUGCUAAAAGGAGUAGGUAUAAAUAAUUAAUGCCCCAUCAAAGAUAAGAUUAGAUUCUUUUAAUGAUCCAAAAAACUAAACAAAAUGGAAAUGUGUUUUCGAUUACAUUGUGGAUACUCAUUUUCUGGCGUAUGAAAUAAAAACAGACAGUUUUAGAAAAGUGCAUUAAUUAAAAGUAUUUUUCAAGCGGAAAUUAAUUAAUAAUACAGUCUGUUAUAAACUAUUAUAAACUAAUUAUGCCAUAGGUUAGUUUUAUUGAGCUAUCAAUCACCUAGUUUAGCAGGUCUCUUACAGGUAUGGGCAUGAAAACAGAAGCUACAAACAAUGGAUUGCAUCAAGAAUCAGACCAAACAUUGGAGUUAACCCAGAGCAGUGACAUUCCUUCACCUCCUAAAAGUAUGUUUUUUUCUGUUCCUAAACAAAAUCUCUUCUAGCAUUGAAAUGGUUGUUUUAUAACUUUUCGAUACUUGCUUCAAACGCACUGGCAUGCAAUAAUAUAAUACCAGUACUAAAGACUUUUACAAUAAUGUGACUAAAACACUUGCACUUUAAUACUGACUGACAAAAUAUUCUGUUUUCUCUUGUCGAGAAUCUUUGAGUAGUUCUAGCAAUGUUGUCUUAGCGAACUCUCUCGAUUAUACGCCUUAUAUUUACACACUUGUUUAUAAUGCUUUUUCUGUCAUCUGAUGUCCAUUUAGCCACAAUAAUACAACUCAUGACACAACUCAAGGACAAUUCUCAUACCCUUGACAUUAGCCUAAAAGUUCUGUUCAUCAUUACUGGUUAUAUAUUUAAGUGAAGGUUAUGAAACUUAGUGAGCUUCAUUAGUCUUCAGCGAGUAAUAUUUAACAUCGACAAACAUGAUUUAUGAUGCAGAAUAACUGAAGUCUCUUACUCUUGACUCACUCUCAGAAAGACGUCCAGGGCGUGCCAAGGCAGGAGAGAGCAAAAGUAAAAUUAUCGAGGCUGUGCCACCCACAGCUCCGAGACCAACAGUUCCAGAAACAAGUAUGAGAUUUUCUAUUUUUGAAUAUGCUGUAAGCUUGCUUUAGUGGGGGAUUUUUUACAUCAUGAUUUUUUUUUCAUGGAAAUUAUUAAUUACUCUGAGCUACAAUUUGUGAUAUCAUACAAUAUUUAUUUGAAGCUAUGUUAAAUCAUUUUUCAUAUUUAGUAUUGUUUUGGUGUUGUUGUUUUUUUUGUUUCUUUGACAAAUCUUUUUGUAUCUCUCUUCAUUUUAUUAUUUUCAUUAUAGAUCCUGAUGGCAGGCUUGGUUGUCCUCAAUGUAAAAGAACAUUCACCAAAGAACGUCACUUCAACACACACAAGUGCCUUGCUUCCUCCUCAUAUGUUGAUAUCACAAAGAAAGAAAUAGUGAAAAUUGAUUCUGGUAACCAUGUCAUACUGUUGACACCUUCAUCUAAUUAAAGUUUUUACAAUUUUAUCUAUUCACCUGGUAUGUAGAAUUGUUGCUCAAAUUAGUUAAUGAAGAAUUGAAAGUCUCAAUGGUCAUUCAAAGUAAGCCAAUGAUAUUGUAAAGGAUGACUCCCUCACAAAGUAGCACUUGCAAUCAGUGAAAUAUCCUCAUCAACACCAGACACAGAAACAUUGCAAAUCCCCUCUACAUGCAUAGGAGCCAAUAAAUAGAUCGUGGGCUCUUAAUAUAUAGAAGAAGAAGGAUAUUUAUACAAAACUAUACUAACAUGAUUUUGUCACAAAAUUUUUGCCCACUUCUUAAUUCAAAUUCAUUGGGUGUGAAGAUUUGAGUUUUGUUUGUAAUCACUCAUUAGCGUCUCAUGACUCUCUCCGUAAUCAACCCCCGAACUCUCCCUUAGCCUUUUAUCUACCAAAUUUUAGUUUAUUUUCAGUUAAUCUUUAUAUUUGAAUUUGGGGAGAAACAAGAGGAAAGAAUGUCAAGCUAUAAUUUGGGGAUAAUAACAGUGAAGUCAUUUUAGAAAAGAAGUUAUCGAUUUUAAUCCUCUCUAAUAAAAAAAAUAAACACUUCAAAAGUUAUAAUUUAAAAAAAAAAACAUAUUUCUUUUAAUGCUUUAUUUCUUCAAAUCAAUGUCAAGAAAUAAUUAUGUUUUAAGCAUUUUGUUCUGACUUAAAUUACUAAUACUAAUAUCCUUUUAAUUUUAUCAAGAUGAAGAAGAUGAUUGGAGUGACCAUGAACUUGAUGCCGGAGCCAGGGAUGAUGAAGGAGAUGACUUUACCGGUCCAAUGGAUGAAGAUCAAGAUUUAGAGAAAGAAGAUGAAGAAGAUGAAAAACAGAUGGAUAAAGAGGAAGGCACAGAUCAUGAGAAAGGCUCAUGGAAAAACAAAAAACGAAAGAAAAGAAAAAGAUCAAGCUACAAGGUAAUCAAAAAUGUUUCACUAAAUAUCAGGGUAUCUGGAUUUGACUCUGUUGUAUCUGUAGCUGAAUAUUUUAUAGAUAUCUAGUAGAUGUAUAAUCUAAAUUUAUCAAGCAAAAUAUUUGAAUAGGAAGCAGGAAAACGAUAUCUGCAUUUCUAACAAUUACUUGUUAAGAUCUAUAUCUGUAGCACAUCUGUGAUUAGAGAAUAAUUCCCAGGUCUUCAAAUUUAACAAUUUUUAAAAGCUGGCAGUUUAAGCAGAAGUUAUAUAUAUUUUCUUCUGCUGGUUUUAAAAUAGAAUAGAUCAAUUACUUUUUUUAAAAUUCUAUGCCAGCGUGCUUCUUACUCAGUUGGUUAAGAGUAAUUUUUUUUACUAAUUCCUAACUUCAAUUUUAGUUUGACAUCGAUGUUCAUGAAGAGAGUUCAGGUGCAAAGCAGAUGAAAGUAGCAGCGGAGGCCAUGGAGAAUGUGCCCAUAUUUAAAAAUGAAGAUGAAAAAUUAGCAUUUGAAUCCUGUAUUGAUGUUGAUUUGUCUCAGGUAUUAUAUUAUUACGUCAUAUUGAUUUUUUUUUCUUUUUUCAAACUUGGCCAUAAUUAGGGAUUAACACAAACCUCUCUGAGUAAUAAACAAAAAUAAUAAUUAUUACUCUGUCUAUACAUUGAAUGUUAUAUUUGGAAUAAAGUGUAAAUUUUAUGUGAUGCAGAUAUACAAAAGUGGUGUGUUAACUUUAUUUUUAUUUGUCAUCCUGGUGCAGGUAGACAACAUGUUCAAAAUUCACAUUAUUGAGCAGGAGCUUAAUGAUAAGACAGGCACUGUAUAUAACACACCUACCAUGUCUGCAUUAUCCGUCUACUCGUGCAAUAUCUGUGAUAAAAUCUUCAAAUCACUGUCUCACAUCCGACUGCACUGUAUCACACACACAGACAUUAAGCCCUUCAAGUGCAACAAAUGCAAAUAUGCAACAAACUCAAAAGGUCAGCUGUACUUCAUUAUCUGUCACUUCGAGCAUUUUAGCUGUACAGCUGAUAUUAUUUUAAUUUACAGAGUCUCAAGAAAUUAUAAUUCUUUCAACUGUUUUUAUUUAAAAUGUAGGCCUAUUUGAAGCUACAACAAAAGAAUUAUAUAUCAAAAAGAAACUAAAGGAAAGUACAGUCAAGUUAUGCCUGAGUUUGAAAAUAAGGAGUCAGCUUAUGUGAGAAAUGAUUUUAAACACAUUGUAUCAAACAUGUUUGAUGUCAUAAAAACAAUAAGAAUAUCUGUGAGAUUUGUGAAAUUAAUUACAAUUAUAAGAUUGCAUCAUUGAUUUCUACAGGUAAUCUGUACACACACAUGAGAAAACACACUGGACAGUUCUACCGCUGUGAUCACUGUGAAUUCAAGACAGUCAACAAGAGUCACCUGGUGGAACAUCAGAUGACCCAUGACAACAGGAGAUCUCAGUGCAUCCUCUGCCACAAGGACUACUCAACACUCAAAUCCCUCAUCAACCACAUCCGCAAGUAUCAUACAGACAAGAAAGGCAAGGAGUAUCUACAGACAUUUUUACAGGUGAGCUUAGAGGAAAGGAAUAAUGCCCUCCUAGUCAAUUUUGAAGUGGAGUUUAUUACUAGAUUUAAUAAAUGAUCAUAUCAGUUGAUUUUGACAGAUCUUACUUUUCAUGAACAAUAAUUUCUUAAACAGCUCUCUGUGAGAUAGUUGGUUAUGUGCUUUUCAGCUCAGUUUAAGUUAUAAACAAUCUUUUUAAAAAAAAUUUAUUACUGUUUCAAAUAUGUUGAGUAUUGCAUAAAUGUUCAGACUGUAUUUUAAAUAUUUGUUUAAAGGGUAGAGGAGUGAAAGGGGCCACAGUAAUUCAUCAGUGCCACAUCUGCAAUCGUAAGUUCAAGAAACGAUUGGACAGAGACAGGCACCUCUUUAUCCAUGAUAUUAAAGACCUACCCAAUGUGCAGCAGGUAGGAAACAUUUUUCUGCAUGGAAUCUUUCUCUGGGGAAUAUUUAUCAUAAUUAUCCUGAUAUGGCAUAUUUGGCUGAUUAAAAUUGAAAUUUUCAGAAUAAGUUGGCUUUUGUCUUGGUUUUUUUUGUACAUUAGCGUUUUUAGCAAUUUUUAUCUUAAUUGUUCAUACGCAAUCACUCGCACAGAAAUUAUUGAGUUCAGCACAGUAACAGUCACAUCAUUUUUAAAAUGUUUGAAGAAAAAAAUAAAAAAGGAGUUACUCUGUACUAUUCUGUUGUUUUUUGUUGUCACAGUGUGAACUGUGUGACUAUUGGGCAAGUCGCCGGGUCUAUUUAGACAAGCAUUACUUGAAACAUCGAGUCAUUUAUUGUUGUGCCGUCUGUGACCAAAAGGUAAACAUUCACAACCCAAAGCUUUAUUAUUUUCUAAACUUGUGUCCCAAACCAACAUUGUCACCAAAUUAAUAUAAUAUAUUAAUAUUAAAUUAUUUAUAACAAAUUUCACAUAAUUUGAUAAAAAAAUUAUGCAUGAUUUUCCUAAGUAAAAAAACCCAUCUUAAAUAACAUGUUGAAAAUUUUUGUCUCAAGUUUCUGAGCACAACAAGACUAUCAGAACAUUUAACCACCAUGCAUAUUGAAAUUGGAGACACUGGCUUGUUUAGUGCUGAUAAUUUGAUGGAAGCGUGCAUCAGUCGGUGAGAUCAUAUCUCUAGAUAUUUGUGGUCAAUCAUUGUAUAAUACACAUUAUAGAUUUAAAAAUGUAUUUUGAGUUUAAUUAAAAAAUGUAUUUUUAGUUUAAUUAAAAAAAUGUAUUUUUAGUUUAAUUAUUCAAGACUGUUGGGAUGGGAAAAGUUUACAGUGCUACUACACAAACUAUAUACAUAUNUAUAUAUAUAUAUAUAUAUAUAUAUAUAUAUUAGAAUGAUCUGAAGAUUUGUUUACUGUGUUCUAUAAUUUUGUUCUUAUUGACAGUUCACUCUACCUCCCUGAGCCUCUUGGCACUACCAGUGAGGGAAGCAAGUAUGUCAACCUACCAGAAGAGCUCAGAGAAAACAAUCAAAACACACCCACAGAAACUGAACAAACUGCCUCUUACACACAGCCAACAGAUGAAGGGAACGGCCAGUCACAGGUCGCCAGUCCUAACACAGCUACAGAUGACCAGUCCAAUGAUUACGUCACAGAGUACAGACAGUUCAUUAUUGCGCCAACAAAUGACGGCAUUCUCAGCUCUCAGGUCGUCAAAGUGGCUUUGUCUGAUGAUGGUGUGACACAGCUGGAGGUCAACCCAACUUCAGAUGACAUGAUCCACUCAUUUCAUUCCACAGGGGACGGGGAAGACAGUGUCAUCGGGUUUGACAGGGACAAGUCGAAGUCAGACCAGCAGUCCAACUCACCGUCACAACUCAUCAAGCUGGAAACCAUCUCUCACUCCCCGUCACUGCUCAUGUUACAAAACCCAGGUUCAGACUCAGAUGGAGAUGACACAUUGGGUGUCAACAACAAGGAGAACACAAUAGAAAAUGACAGUGUUCCGAUGGAUGAGGGAAGUGGGGACAUGGACGGCAGCCAGAUGGAAACCAUGAAUGAUGCAGUUGGGGAUGAAGAGAAGAGGGGUAAGUGCCCUGAUUAAUCUUGUCAAGGAGUGGCCAUCAGUGACAUUCUGUGGUAAGAGUCCUAUUUAAAUAACCAUGCCAUGCAGACCAUCUGGUGCAGCAUUGGGGUUUAAAAAAUACAGAGGUGAAAAAUUGUAAAAAAAAAAACAAAACAAAAACUAAAAGUUCAAGAUAAACUCUGCUUUGAGUCAUUUAGGAGUAUUUCUAUAAAAGCAAAUUUUCUUUGAAGUCCUCCAUUCUUUAGUUGGUACAGGUACUAUUUUGUUUCACCAAAACUUCAAUAGAAAAAUGAAAAAAAGUUUUUACAAAAUUCAUUGUGUUAUAUUAAUAUGAAUGGCAUUAAACACCUGACUGACAUCAAAUGCAUUCAUUUUCCUGUUUCUGUUGGCCUAUUUAUGUACAAUAUUCAUAUAUUCAAACAGAUUUUCUUAGUUCAUUUUUAUAAAUGAAUGCCUGCACCCAUUUACUUUGUUAUUCAUAAGGUAACAAUGAAUUAAAAGAAAAAGAGGAAGUUGAGGAUACCCCUGUGUCAAAUGUAAAGGUCACUGUCACUAAGGAAGAGAAGAUUAAGGCGCUCAUCAAAAGGCUUGGCUACAGAGAAAUGUCUAUGCAAAUUUUCAAUAAAAUGAGAGAAACUUUUGGUACUGAGGAAUGUGAAUACUGUGGUCGGCUAUUUUAUAGUAAAGUUGACUAUGAACCUCAUCUCCGUACGCACACUGGUAAGUUCAAGGCAAUAUCUUUUUCCUUGACAAUAACUUCAUUAUCUUAUUAUACCCCCAAAUUUCUUAUCCUCAUACACCAUUUAAUAUUUCUUCACUUUCUUAAAACACCUUGCAUACAUUUUUUGUUUUUCAAAUAUUUUUUCUAUGUUUAUUUGUAUAAUCUGUGAUUUUCAUUUUUUUCCUAAAGGGGACAAACCGUUUUCCUGUGAUCAUUGUAGCUUCCGGGCCACCACAAAGGACCAGUUAAAGAAGCACACUGAGAGAGAACAUGACAUUACUUUUCAGUGCAGAGAGUGUGACUUCCUGGCCCCCAGCCGCACAAGACUUUGGAACCAUCAACUAAAACAUCUGGGCAUUAGUGGACUUGCUUGUCCAUCCUGUCCUGAAAAAUUUGAUGGGUAAUUGACACUACUUUCAAUUAGUGCACUUUUUUUAUUUGUUGAAGGGAAAUGUACUUGAUUGAAAUUAUUUGGUUAAUGUUUAAAGUUUUCAGUUACCAGAAAUUUGAUCUAAAUAAAUUUUGACAGAAAAUUUAUUGACGGAAAUUUGAUAGAAUGGAAAUUUGGUUGAAUCUUUUUUUCAGUUCACACAUUAAAAUUUUCGUCAAAUUUCUUUUUUACUGCACUAUACUAUAUAGUAAAACAAAAUAAUGCGUUCAAAAAGAAAUUUGAAGCAAAAUUUUAACGUGUGAACUGAAAAAAAGAUUAGACCUAAUUUCCGUUCUCCCAAAUUUCCAUUGAUCAAUUUGACGAAAUUUCUUUUGAUCAAAUUUCCGUCCGCGAAAUUUCUUUUGAUCAAAUUUCCAGCUACAAAAUUUUUCAUAAAUGAUGAGGAUCUUAAUUUUUUUGUACAUAUAAAUUACUUUCUUCUACGUCUUAGAGUCAAAUUUUAAAAUCACUGAAAAAUUAAACCAUUUAUAAAAGAAAUUUGUAUCAAAUUUUGAUUACUUAAAGAACCAUCUCAAAGCAUGUCACAAAUCAAUGGGGCUUCCAUAUUAUUAUUAUUAUAACAUUGGUCUUAUAUAAUUCGUUGUGGUUUCAGAUUUGUCUUGGGUUAACUUACAGCUAGGAUGAAUGGGGCCGUUUUAGGAAAGCGUUAGAACCUUACAAGAAGGUUUGAGGAGAGAAGGGGGGGGGGGGGGGGGUGGGGGUGGCAGCAGAAUUAUUUCAAAGACAGCAGCCAACUUUUGGUCUCAAAUGGGUGGGGAUAAAUUGACACUUAAUGUUUGAGAGGGUGUAUGAUGUUUGUUAGACAGGGUGUGUAUUUUUUUAGAGGGUGUGUGAUGUUUGAAAGGUUGUGUAAUAUUAGAGAGGGUGUCUGAUUUUAGAGAGGGUGUGUGAUGUUAUAGAGGGUGUGUGCUGAAUUCAAAUGAUGUCAUGCCAUGAAACUUUCUCAAACUUAAUUUCCUUUUAGCAAAUUUAAUUUUUUUAAAUUUCUAUUUUCAUAUGCAGGAUGAAACAACUUAGAGCACAUAUACUCAACACACACAAAGACAUGGACAGGGAAGCUCUGGAGAAACUAACAGGCUAUAGGCAUAAACCACUCGGGAAGAUGGGUAGGUCCUUAUCAGAGGUUUAGUGUCAACUGUGAUUUAUUCUCUAUCAUUAUAUCUGUAAUCACAUACUCACUUUUGAGUACACUUAUAUUUACAAUUUACCUUGCAGAUGUAGUUAGAAAAAAAAAAUCAUUUGAACUUAAGUCUGACUUAUAUAAACAAAUUUUUGUAUUUAAGAAUUCUUUAAAAAAUAGUUAAUGCACAUACCAAUGUUUGAGGUACAGGAAUUUUAAAAUGCAUUCCAUUUAAGGAGUUGUCAGGCAUCUUCAAAUUUCAACUGCUUGUGCUCAAAAUAUUCUUGAUGAAAUAUAUUUCAAAUUUAAGAUGGCCUGCAUUAUGUAUAACAUCUCCAAUUUUGCAUAUCUUGCCUCAGGUCGCAGGUCCUUCAAAUGCCCGCACUGUCCCCGUGUAUUUAUUCGAGCCAACUCAGAGCUACAGAAACACAUCUGGAUACAUGAGGGAAUCAAACCCUUUACCUGUCCUAUAUGUCCCUACGCCUGUCGAUCUAAAAAUAACCUCCAGGUAAAAUCAAUUAACAGUGACAAACGAUUUUUGUAAUAUUGUUUUUUUUUCAAACUUUUUUGUUUUCAUCUGAUCAGUUGUUCCAACUACAUGCUUUAACUUGCAUACACCAAAGAUAGUUUUAUUUUUCACUCUGGUCAUUUAGUAUCAUGCUGUAAAAUCUAGGUCUGCCUCAGUUAAUGUUUUCUCAGAUUUUUCUUCAUUUGAUUCAGCCAUCAAAGAUGAACCAGCCAGACACAUGUUACAAAAGGUGAUGGUGUAAUGAAUCUUACUUCUCACUUUCAGGCCCACAUGUUACGGCACUCAACAGAAAAGCCAUUUGCGUGUUCUGAAUGUGGGAAGGAGUACAAGUCUAAAACAGCACUGAGAUGGCAUGUUAGAUCUCACAAGUCAGGCAAACUCUUCAAAUGUGACAAGUAAGUUUUUUUGCUCCUAAAUUUGACUAAUAUUUUCUUGGCUUUCGUUCUUCUAUCAUUCUGAUACUGGCAUUUGUUAAGUUUUAUGCAACUGUUAGCAAUUGUUCUAUUCUGAGGUUGCUGCAUUGCUAUUACGGUUUCUAUUUCUUGAACUAAUUAUCGGUUUGAGCUGAAGUAUCAGAUUAAUUAAUUAUGUUAUCUAUUGCCAAUAAGUGUUUGGAAGAAGUUAUUUCUUAAUUUAGUAGUGGUUUCCAUAUAUUAAUGAAGUUGAUUUCUGAAUAAAGUUAUUGAAAGUGGUGGUGUGGCUUGUAGUUCUGAUCAAAGCAACUUUUUUCCCUAUCUUAAAUUAUUUUAUUUUUUAAAGUUUUUUCUAAAAUUUAAAGUAAGCUUUGCAAAAAAUUUCAAAAUACAUUAUCAUAUAAUGUGGUAACACUAAAAUUACCAGGUAAUUCAAGCAUAAAUAAAUAAAUAAUUUUUUUCUAAUGCGCUUUUAGAUGCCCUUAUGAAGCAACACAAAGCAGCCACUUGAAGAGGCAUAUGGAAAUUCAUGACGUCUUAAAGCGGUUUAUCUGCAAGCAUUGUGAUUUUUCUGCCAAUACUUUGGGCUACAUGAAAAUUCAUUACGCUAAGAAUCAUAAGGUAUUAUUAUUAGGUGGCUUACUAGCUAAAGGGAUAUUAAAAAUCUGCAAUAUUAUGUUAAAACAGUUUUGAAAUUCUCACAAGAAACCUGAGCUGCCAAACAUUUUCUCACCUUGGAGUUACAAAACUUUGGUCAAUAGUCAUUGACGUCUAGUCUAGAGUACAUUUUGAGCACUUUCAUUCUUACCAAGGUUAAGAAAUGCUUUGACACUUCAAUUAUAACUUGUAUAAUGUUCAUUUGUGAUUAUAUGCAAUGUUCCAUUAACAGCUUCAAUGUAGAUCAGAAUAAUGUCUAAUCAUGUGCAGAGAGAUAUGGUGAUGUCAAGUAUCACAUAUGGAGUAAUGCAUUAUUAUACUUGUGAAUGAAAGAGAUAUGGUGCUUAAAAUAUGAUACAGCACAGCAUAGUAGUGAAUGGGAAGGAUAAAUCAAGCAACUGUUUAGUGCUUCAUUCCAUUCAACAGAACAACAAAAAUGUGCUUACAAAAAAUGUUAAGAAUUAACUAUAACUUAAAAAACUAAACCAGUUCACUCACUUAUCCUAUAUUUAAUUAAAAAGGGACUGAAAUAUGAUAGACAGACCUUUUUUUAAAAAUAAUAAUUUUUAUUAUGCAAUUUAGAAAACAAAGAAUAGUCGAGUGCUGGUAAAAUAUUCUAAAAAUUCAAUUAAUUAGUUCAUUUCUUAGUAUAUGAUUAGGAGAUUCUAAAAUGGCUCUCAUUGCUAUAAUAAUUUAUUUUAAAAAUCCAUUUGAUUAGAAUUUUCCCCCCCCCCCCCCCCCCCCGAGGCACUAAUAUUAUUAUUGAUUUUGAAAUAUGCUUUAGACCCCAUUUCAAUGUAAAAAUUAUUUGAAGCACCAAUCAGGGCUGAAAAUCUUUGAUUUAGGGCCAGGCUUUUGUCCAUGAUGAAGUUGUAGAUCCUGCAGCCAUGUCCCCAGAGAAAAGAGUAUACAAGUGCCUUAGCUGUGGCUAUCUCUUUGGCAACAUGUCAGACCUGAAGCGCCACCUCAAGAUUAGACAUCAUAUACAAAUGCAGAAUUUUGGUUCAGAUCAAAUGACAGAAGUUGAGGUGAUUAGAUCUUUAUUUUAUAUUACUUGUCUGAAUGGUAAAAACCGUUAACCUCUGUAUUAUUUUGGUCCUCUCAGAGCUCAGCAACGUUUUUUCACUCAUGGAAUACCUAAGACCUUUCUGAGAAUUCUGCAGUACCCCACAAAUAAAAACACCCAAAAAUAUACUAAAUAACAUAAUAUCGUUAAUGUUCAUUUUGGUAUGUAAUGCUUUAGGUUGUAAUAUUACAGUGCACUGCUCCAUAUUAACUGUCUGUAUUGGACACAUUUCUGUUAUGCAGAGUUUGACAGCUUUGGUGGCAUCAUGGUUUUAUGUUCCUCCAUAUACUUUGUACUUUGUGCUUUUCCUCCUCUUGGAUUUAUUUUAUGCCGAACACCUGGCGUUAUCUCUCCCGUCACAUUAGUAGUGCUGCACCGGUUUUGGAGCCAUGAAGAAGAAAAAGUCUUCUUAUCAAAGGGUUUUGCUGAUAAAAAAAAUUGUUUUUUUAAAGCAAAUCUCCAUUAUCCUCAUGCUAUUAUAAAAAAUGUAUUUAAGCUUUCCUUCAGUCCAAUCUUCUUUCUAUUGAUAACUAAGAACUAAAUAGUGUACAGUAUUGACAUUUAGAGUGUUAUUCUUACAUCAGGUGCUUCAGAUUGAAAAUGGUGGAGCAGGCUCUGAAACAGUUCUAGUCAGUAAAACUCACCAAGUAGAUGACGAAGAAAUCGUAGCAGGUGAGCAAAGGAAUCAAUGGCCAAAACUAGUCCAUACAGAUAUUUUUAAGUUUAAAAGGUCAUAAUUUUUUUUUGCACCUUAAAUUUGUUCGUGGUUUAUAUUGAUGAAUGAGCACAAAUAUUUGCUUAAUGUUUCUUCAUUUACUAAGGAGAACUUCAGCUUCAAGUACCGAACACAGAUGGCAGCAUGUCAAUCUCUGCUAAUUUACUGCAACAACUCAUUGGCAUGUCCCAGGUGGGGAAAGCAAAUUUUAGUGUUUAAAAAAAAAAUUUAUUUAGAGACUUUUUUAGUUCAAUAAUCUUUUUGUUUGCUUAGGAAUGUUAAAAUAUUGUACUUGUUAUUGAUGUGGUAGGAUGAAAACAUCUAAAUUUGGCAAGCUGAUCUAUUCACUAAUAUGAGUAUCUGUUUGAUCAUGUCGGUUUCAGGGAGGUGAGAGUCAGUUGAGAGUUGUCAAUGAGGAUGGAGAGCCACUGAACAUAAGUUUUCAACAUGAUGGUCAAAUGUUAGUGACCAGUGAUGCAAAUGAGAUGCUGCCAGGCAACCAGUAUGUGAUACAUUACUACAACCCUGGAGAAAUGGUCAGUGGUACAUGAGAUUCAUUGACAUUAGUGUGGUGAUAUAAUACAGAGGGCAGGGGUCAAACACUGAGGGGAAGGAUCAUGCAUUGAGGGAAUAAUCAUUUACACGAGGGGAAUGGUUAAACACUGAGGGAAAUAACAUACACACUGGAAUGGUCAUACACUGGAGAAUAAUUAUAUACACAGGGGAAUGGUCAUACAUUGAAGGGAAUAAUCAUACACAUGAAUGGUCAGCAAUUAGGGAAAUAAUAAUACACAAAGGGGAAUGGUCAAACACUGAAGGGAAUAAUCAUACGCUGAGGGGCAGGUCCCUCAGAUGUUUUUAAGAGAAAUCGGAGAAAUCUGAUAUUAACAAAAUAUGUCUUCCAUAGUUAUCAUUGUAAAUUUUUAAAAUUCCAACUAUAACUAUCAGAGAAAUCUGAUAUUAACAAAAUGUGUCUUCCAAAGUUAUCAUUGUAAAUUUUUAAAAUUCCAACUAUAACUAUGAAUUACUCUUUGUCAUGUAUCGGUAUAUGUAAUAAAAAAUGUGCAUACUAAAUAAAUAUCAACUAACAAGUUGAUUUUUUUCCUCAGCAGUCACCAGGCACUGCAGCCAGUGAGAGCACCUCCAACACAAGCAUCCAGCUGGUAGCCGCAGGCACACAUGACCAGUCUCAGUUGUCUGCAUCAGAAGAGCCAGGUGAGGCUCACCAGUACAUCAUCACAACAGCUGACCACCUCUUGACAGCAGAAGGUCAGAUCUUGGCCACAGAUGGACAGGCUCAUUUUACAGGCCAGGAGGCUGACUCUGGUCAGCUUAUCACUAUUGACAAUAAUGGUCAUAUUCUCACAGCUAGGAAUGAGACUGGUCAGUUUGUUGGGUCUGACUUAGACAGUUAUAACUGUCAGAUGAUUGUUGCCAGCCAGAGUGGACAGGCCCAAAAUUUGAUGACUGGAGAAAAUUCAUGUGAAGGGGGACAAGACCAGCUGUCAAGUGUAGCAAUAGCAGAUCAUUCAGUCAAUUGACCUGAUAAUCAGCAUGUUGCUUGAAGGGUCUUCCUAAAUAUAUAAAUAACCCAAUUAAGUUUUGGCCUCGCUGCAAAGAGAAAAAAACAAUUUGAACUAAUACUUCAUCAGGAAGUCAGGAUUCACAGCAGUCAUUUGAAUGCACUAUUCACUUCAGUAAAUGAAUGUGGCUAUUUACUGAGGUACUGCCAAGAAAUGGGUAAGACAUGGUGAGACACCAGGGCACCAACUGGUAGAGGAUAAUCUUGAUGGCAGAAUUAGGUUUGAUCUAAAGUGGAAGUGGACUGUAUUCCUGUUUCAAGCUCCUGAAACUGUUUCUUUUUGAGUGAUGUGUAGACAGUGCUGUAUUUAUCACAUUCUUUUUGCGAAAGUCAUUAUAAUUUAUUAUAAGUUGGCGACUACCCAGUGCCUACAAGCAGAUGUUAAAUAGAACUUUGUAUAAUUCAUUUUGAAUGCAUAUUUUUGAUAAUGCUCAAAUAAAAAUGCUCUUGUUAACCAC